AUGGCGAAAGGGUACAACAGCGAUGUGGAGGCCAUGCGCUUGAAGGAGUACCCACACAUGAACGAUGGGGUGUACCUCGAUCACGGGGGCGCAACCAUUUAUGCCAAGUCGACUGUGGAGUCUUUCGCUUCGAAGAUGGUGACGAACUUGUACGGUAAUCCACACUCGGAGAACUCGCCAGCUAGACUGUCUGGAGAUGUCGUUGAUCAAGUUCGCGAGAAAACACUCGAGUUUCUCGGCGCAAGCUCUGAAGACUUCGACUUGAUAUUCGUGGCCAACGCUACGGCGGCCAUCAAGCUCGUUGCGGACUCUUUCAGGGACCUCGCCGAAAAGACUAAAGAUCGCAGAUUCUGGUAUGGUUACCACAAGGAUGCGCACACUAGCAUAGUCGGCGUGCGAGAGUUGGCGUACGGACAAUCACACUGUUUCGAGAGCGACCGAGAAGUCGAAAGCUGGCUUCAUGCUCCUCAGACCAGCUUCGUCGAUCACUACAGUCCGGCUGGCCUGGGCUUAUUCGCAUACCCAGCGCAGUCCAACAUGACAGGAAGAAGGUUACCGCUGUCCUGGUCGUCGCAGAUACGAGGAUCAGAGCAUCUACAGAAUACCUAUACACUGUUGGACGCGGCGGCUCUGGCCAUGACUUUCCCAAUGGAAACCGUCUUCCGACACGCCGACCGAGCACCGGACUUCACCUGUCUGUCACUCUACAAGAUAUUCGGAUUCCCUGACGUGGGGGCUCUCAUCGUCCGAAGAGAGUCAGGACAUAUCCUCACACUCAGGAAGUACUUUGGUGGAGGUACGGUGUCUAUGGUUGGCACCCUCGGCGAAAACUGGCAUCGGUCGAAAGGUCUUCAAGCGCCAACAUACAAGCUUCACGAGGGCCUCGAGGAUGGGACGCUGCCCUUCCACAGCAUCCUUGCCCUGGGCGAAGCCAUUGACGUGCACAAGCGACUUCAUGGCUCGAUGAGCAGGAUCUCCGAGCACACUACGUACCUCAUGUCCAGGCUACACCGCGGCAUGGCCAAGCUGUGUCACAGCAAUGGCCGACCACUAUGUCGAAUCUACAACGAGAACAGGGACUUUGAGGAUCCCAACAAGCAGGGCUCGGCCAUUGCCUUCAACGUGCUUCGUGCGGAUGGGCAUUACGUCUCUUACACGGACGUGGAGCGCUCAGCCAAUGCUGCCCGUAUAUACAUCAGGUCUGGUGGGGUGUGUAAUCCUGGUGGCAUAUUCACGUCGCUUGGGUAUGAGCCAUGGAUGACAGAACGUGCCAUGUCAGCCGGGCAUCACUGCGGUGCACAUGGGAUCUCUAUCAUUCACAGGGUCCCCACAGGGAUCGUUCGCGCAAGCGUCGGGGCUAUGUCAACGAAACAAGACGUGGACACCUUCCUCAACUUUCUACGCGUAGCCUUCAUCGAGGCCGACAAAGACUGCGCAUCACCCACGACGUCAGCUCUGUGCUCGGUUCAGCCCAAUCUCCUGUCACCCGACUUUUCCACCGAAUUACCACCGGCACUCUGCUCGAUCCGCGUGAGCUUCCGCCCCCACGCCCUCUUGCACAUCACAUCAGAUUAG
Molecule: messenger RNA, 1575 nt
Organism: Anthostomella pinea
Lineage: Eukaryota; Fungi; Ascomycota; Sordariomycetes; Xylariales; Xylariaceae
Source: the annotation of a GenBank genome assembly